Clunio marinus is the source of this 849-nucleotide messenger RNA. The record is from the annotation of a GenBank genome assembly. Lineage: Eukaryota; Metazoa; Arthropoda; Insecta; Diptera; Chironomidae.
AUGGGUACAGUACUAAGUUUCAGUCCACGAGAAAGACGUCCAAUUUAUACCACCCACCAUCAUGGUAGUGGAACAAUCAGCACAUCCAAUUCUAACUCAGAUUUUCAAUUAAACAAUUAUGCUUAUGAGCAAAUGAAUAAUGCUAAGAAUAGAGAAAAUUCAAAGCCCAUGCAAUAUCUAACUGUGCCAAAUCAAUUUCAAAUACCUAACGGAAGUAAUCCUUUAUUUGGAUCAUCAAAUUCCAAUAUUAUGAAUAAUAAUUUAACGGCUUCGAAUGGUUCGAUUGACGAACGUCAAGCUGACAACGCAAGGAUUCUUUCGGAGAAAAAUGCCAUCGAAAAGAAUUUGAAGAAACAUUCACUGUUUAUUAAUGCUUUGUCAUGGAAACGUUUGUCAUCAUCGCAUGGCAAAAAGAAAGUUGAGUCAAAUAAUGUCAAAAAUAAAUCAGGAGGUAUAACGACAUCAUCUUUCCGGCCACCAGGUCUUACCGACACUGUUCAUCCCAUGGUUGUCGUUAAUGACAAGCCAAAGUAUCAAAAGCAGCAUAUUCAAUUGGUAUCCAAUAAGAAGAACGCACAUGCCAAUAAUCAGCAGCCUAUUCAACAGCCAUUGCAAAAUCAGACAAUUUUCUAUACUUCCGGAGACCCAAAAAAUGUUUUAUCCUUGGAUUUGGAACGUGCUGCCAAUAAUGCAAAUAAUUUGCAUCACCACCAUAAUGUGGAUAAAGUAACAACGAAAAGUUCUAUUCCAGUUCGUCCAAUUCAACUUACACAACAGUCAAGUAAAGUUGAUCAUCAACAGCCAGCGCCAAGGAAGACUAUUAUUCAGGUGAGCUUAUCUCUUAAUUGA